This is a messenger RNA of Branchiostoma floridae (Florida lancelet), 1020 nucleotides long. RefSeq lists its product as uncharacterized. The record is from RefSeq and is a predicted model, not a curated record. The coding region runs from base 270 to 953 and encodes 227 amino acids. NCBI's taxonomy places the organism in Eukaryota, Metazoa, Chordata, Leptocardii, Amphioxiformes, Branchiostomatidae. The transcript has 4 exons.
AAUGUCAGGUAGGUGAUUUUUGACAGCCUCUUUCUCCCAUGAUUCCCAUUGUUAAGAAUAUGCAUAUGAAAUACUGAAAUGCAGCCUUUAGACCCUGUCCCACAUUCUGGACCAUCUCCUCAUAACUACCCAAACAAGCUCGGUUGUUGAUAGUUUACUGUUGAUCUGACCACCCAAGGACGUUAAGUAUAACGUUAAGUAUAGUCUUGGACUAUCGAUUGCGACACUACAUUUCCGUACAGUCCCGCAGAAAACUGUCUGCCGUCAGGAUGACCACCAUCGCCGCUUCCCUCGUUGUGUGUUUCCUGGUCGCGUUGUCUCAAACCGCGAGUCUAGAACCUCCUCAGCAGUCUCCAACAUGGCCGCCAACCUUCUCGGUCGGGUUCCAGGAGGAACAGCACGUUUCUGUCAUUCCGCUUAGCCGUAACGCAGGGGCCUGGUACUACGACUUCGCCAACCGCAGAGCAAGGUUCGACCACUCGCACGGCCAGUACGACUCCUUCUGCCAGAGGGUAGGUCUCUCGCCGAAGGACAAGCACGGAGACUGCCAGCUCUUCUUCAGCAGCCUCGGGAUGCACGUGCACUACCCGCGCGAGCAGAUCUGCUGCCGGGCCUGCGGGGCAGAGGAGGGGUGCACCGUACUCAUGCCCACCUGGCUGACGGGGGCGACGUACAUGGGGACCGAGACUAUCGGCGGGUUGACCUGCCAGGGAUGGGUAAAACCCGGGGCGGUGGCAACGGACAGGUGGUACCAGACGGCUGACGGCAAGCCUUGCCAGUACUGGGAGAAAGUGACGGCGUUCGUGCCUCACGUGAUCCACGUCAUCACGUUCAACGUCAGCUCCUACCAGCUCGGGCCCAUCCCUGCGAGCGUGUUCGACGUCCCCAAAUACUGUAACGUCACAUGCCCCAAACCAUACCACCCCCCUCAUGGGGUGCAGGGAUCCCCCUGAACUAAUAUUGGAAUGUUGUCUCUCCUUAAGAUCUCCCUAAAAUAAAUUUGGGAUCUUCCAAAUCUAA